Molecule: messenger RNA, 4950 nt
Organism: Diatraea saccharalis (sugarcane borer)
Lineage: Eukaryota; Metazoa; Arthropoda; Insecta; Lepidoptera; Crambidae
Source: the annotation of a GenBank genome assembly
AUAUUGGUAUUGUCAAAAAGUUAUGGAUGUAUUGGUUCCGAUGAAAAAAUGGUUUCUCACAUGUUAACGUACGAAUCUUCGCUUGUAGAGUGAUCAAAUACUAUCUGCUGUGACUUUAGAUGUUCGUUUUAAUAACUUCGUUGUGUUAUUUGGUUUGUGAAUGAUGUUUCCUAUGGAGAAAUGUGCGGGUCACAGUGGCACUGGUACUUCGGAAGAGGUCGAGAUGUUCACCGGGCCUGUGCCUCCGGGACUGGGGAAGGAAGGUGUACAUUCUGACGAAGUAGCUUCGGCUGUGGCCGCUGUAUCUGACGAAAUAGGAGAUAUCUUGAAAGACGAGUUAGACGCAGACAGAGCCGAUAGGAUCGGCGCGGAAUUGGCCGAUCUAAGUGCCGAACUGGGGCUGUUGGCCGGCCUCGCAGACGGUGAUCAGCAGCAAGACUUUCCAUCUCUCUUCGAGAUAGCUAUGGGUCACCGUGGCAGUGGCAGUGGUUCUUCAUCGUCGUCGUGGUCUGGUGGUCGCGGGGGGCGGCGCUUGUCCCGCCCCCAGCGUGCCGCUAGACGCCGCCCCAUAGCUAAAGGAAAGGAGGUGUGCCGUCGACGAGCGGCUGCGGCACGUCGCGCUGUGUCGAUGCGCGUCCGACGUCCGGACGGCUCGGACGCGUCCGACGUGGGCGCCGACUCCGAUUCGGACGACCAAUGGACGGAACUGUCCGACCAGUGUACAUCGGACACCUCAUCAUCGGGUAAGGAGACAACUAAUGUCAACGAUGUGGAAGGUUACUCUCACAAAGGGACGGUGGAGGCGCCGGCUAUGGGUCAGUUUUUGCUGCCACUGCUCAGCGCUGAGCCCAAUUCCCCUGAGGCUGAACAAUUCUUGAUACGCCACGAAGACAUCUUACAGUUGCUUGCGUCAGCACAAGACAGCAUCCGUGAAGAGCCACUGUCGCUGGGUGAUGAGGUACCGCUCGAUUCACAACCGGAUAUGUUGUCAGAUAACGACAUGUUCUCGUGUGAGGAUGAAGCGCCUGUCACACCCGAAGAGGAAGCAGCCUUAUUGCAUUAUGUCUGUGAAGGUGAUCGUUCCGAAGAAGAUUCAGUGUUCAAACCAGUUGAGGAGUGGCUCCUGGGUGUUUACCACUCGUGGUGCGAGAUAUCAGCUCUUAUGUAUACCCUGCGAGGUACCAACAUGAGUGUUGAGAUGGUGACGUCAGAGUGGAUAUACCGCGCCCGGUUCCCGUGCCACUGUCGCCUGUGUGUGUGCCUCGCGGACAACGCCCGCCCGCUGAAUAACUUCAUCAGGGACGUCGUGUGGGCGUUGGCACACGGUGGCAGCACGGCAGGUGUGGCCGCGUGUAUAGUGCGCGCGUUAAGAUUGACAGCCGGUUCCACAUCGCCCCCUCACUGCUGGGACUUGGGCCGGCUGAGACGAAUCCAUUAUCCACCCGAAGGAGAGGCGAUAAUCCACGAGCAACUGUGCCGUCUAGCGCAGCAGAGCGAGAUAACCGCCCAGCUUGUAGACAAGAUAUGCCUCUGUCAGGAGUUUCAACGACCCGCCGAUAAACAGUACGCAGUAGAGAAGUUUUGCAAAAUUCUGGAGAAUUUCAAAACGGCGUCUACUAUAACUUUCAAGGUGGAGAUGGUGCCGUCGGCGACAUGUGUGGGCGGUGGCGCGGGCAGAUGUGUGGUGCCGGCACACCGCGCUAGCACCGCCCACCGGUUGAGGGAUAUGCGCGCGCGGACCACGCCCACCGACCUUAGCGCAUGGACGGGAUAUAAACAUCGGUGCGAUUGUUUAACGCCCAGAACUCUCUGCGCUCAACAGAGGAAACAGCUGCUGAGGAUCUCGUUUUUCGGCAUGAUGCAGGCGGUGAACGAGUUCAACGGGGCGAAGCCCGACGAGCGGCCCGGCGAAACGGACGAGCGGGCGCCGCCCGAAGCCCUAGACAAGCCACCGGACAGUGUAGACAAUAUAUCGACUCUAGCAAACGAUACGGAUGACUUCAUAGAUUCACAACAACUGACUGCUAAUGAACAGGAUAAUGCUGACGAAUUGAGUGACUCUGACGCGAACUCCGGGACAGCCUCGUUAGGUCUAUCGACUUGCUCCUCGCUGGACUCGGCCUCCGAGCUCCUGUUGGCCGCCGCGGCCGCCGUCGAGUCCGGCGGCUCGGAGGGCGAAGCGCCCGGCGAGUUGUGUCGCACGGUCAGGCACCUGAUGAGGUCCAUAGCCUCCAUUGAGAGGCUGAUGGACAGGGUACUGAAACAUUGCGACGAGUGGCCCGCGCCCCCCACUAGAAACGACCAGGAAGCUAGAAAACGUGUGGACAUGGGUCUAUCGGAAGUGGACAGGAAGCUGAUGGCGAUGUACAGACGGUUGCCUGAAGUUCACCGGAGACAGCUGCAGGUCUAUAGGAAACAGAAGAAAUUGUCCACUGUGUGCAUGCAACUGGUGGGGGGUCGCGCGCCGGCCCCCCCGGCGGUGGGGUCGCCGCCCCCCGCGCCGCCCCCCGCCGCCCCGCGCAAUCCCCACCGCAACCUCUGCCCCGAGUACCAUCUGCAACGGUUCCAAGAGGUUCGACGCAAAGUAAUGCAUAUGAGGGACCAACAGCUGUAUUACCACAGACUAAGGAUGUGGUUAGAGGAGCAACUACGACAAGAAAGGGACAGCUUACCAGAUAAUAAUGUUACAUUGAUAGAAGAUCUUCCGCGUCGCAAACGUCGAACGGCAAGUCCAAAAGUGCCACGUUUAUCUACAGCGCCCAAACGGAGACUCAAACCCGGCUCUCCGCUAAGCAAACCCCAUAAAAUACUCCAAAUGUUAAGACACAAAGCGCCCGCUCAAACCACUCAACUAUUAACAGACGCAUUUAAAUCUGACGACGAGAAACAUGUAAAAUCGGAACCGGAAGCCCCCGAAGCGUUCCCUUUAGAAAGGGAGGACAAUAUCAGCGAUACAGAAACGAUAGUAGGCGAGAAAGAGACCGGGGAUCUAUGUAAAGAAAUGAAGGAGUGCUUAGCUAAAUUUGCAACGUUUGCGUUAAACACUCCAGAUAAUAAUGUACAAGAGGAAUUCGAUAUGCAAAACGAUGGCAAAUAUCCGGAAUCUGUUAGUCCGCCGUUACAAGAAAUGUCGCCGACCGAACCGGUUUUUAACGCGAAAUCGACUCAAAGAUUGAUGACGGUAAAUAAGUUUUUGAACGAUAAAGAUUUUCAAACGCCGAACGCACCGGAAUUGAAUGCGCCUCUGAACGCGAGACGAAGUCCGCCCAAAGACGAGGAGAAAGAGAGAAACGCUGAAACAGAGAAAGAUCCUAAUAUAUAUAAAUAUGUGACAUUCGGCUUAGAAAUCAAGAAAGCUAUGGAAGAGUGUCAGAAUAUAAUCAAUUCUUAUAAUAAUACGUCUAAUUGUAAAGAGAAAGAUGAGGACGGCCAGUUGUCUUUGGAGCAGAUAUGCGAAGUCAUGAUGAGCUUAGAUAAAAAUUCAGCUGAAUUCCUAGAAAAAAUUGACUCUGAUGAUAAUUUAGAUGUCAACACGGCCAAUUCUAAACUAGCGGAAUUAGUUGAGAACAUGCCACAGAUACUAGCCAAUAUGCCUGAAAUAGCAUCGAAACUAUCGGAAUUUGCGAACGCCUCAUUCGAAUUGCCGGAAUUCGCGUCGAUAAUGAACAGUUUGCCGGACGAAGCUCAACUUACUCCGGAAACUUUGAAGCAAAUCAGGGAAUUGAAGUUGAAUAAGAGUAGGGACAAUGUUAAAGUUACUAAGAAUACUGCCAAGCGUAAGAUAAAAAAUAGAAUUAAGAAUAAUUUAGACAACGACUUCAUAGGUACUAUGACAUUUGAAUUCGACAGUAAAGAUAUUACCGACUUACUGAAAGACGAGAAAGAGUUACAAGCUCUUAUGAAGAAUAACACUAAUAACAAAGAAGAAUUCAAAGAUCUACUCUUUUCUAUAUCAGCUCAAGUAGUUAUAAAUAAAGUGUUCGAAUAUCUUAAACAGAAUAAGAGUCCAGAGCUAGCGAGAUGCUUGGAAGAGGACGCGGAAUUUUUCGAGUUGCCAAAGAACUCUUUAAACUCCGAAAUGUACUCGAAAGCGUCCACUCUAUUCGAUAAUUCUGUGAAAGAUGCACUAAGUAUGGACGAAUUGAGGGAACUAGUUAAGUCGAGAUUCAUUUCUUGGAAGCAUUAUGUCGCUACAAAAUUUAAAAGUAUACCCAUAGAAUUAUUAGAGAAUGAAAUUGAAUCUAUGCUCGAUAAAUUCUAUAGUUACAUACAAGAUUUAGCAGGGAAACAGUGUGUUAAUGACAGUGAUAAGAUAUUAGAGAAAAUCGAUGAUCUAAGAAAGAAUAAGGACUUCAAAGACGUCGAAAACGACAAUUGCGCUUCCAAAGAAUCUCUGCAGCAGAUAACCAAGUUGCUAAGCACAUCGGCCGGCAACACUUUCGAUUUACUCAUAAUGAAACUGUCCAAAAUGUCUCAAGAUAAGAAAUCAUCAGUGAAAAGUCUAAAAUUUAAAUAUAUGGACGUGAUAAGACGAUGCGCUGAAUCUCAACAGUUAGCCGGUUGGAUAUUACUCAAUCCUGAAAUAGCGUGCAAUGUCAUAUUAGAAUUAACAGGGUUACCGUUAAGAAAAACUGAAAACGUGCCAGAUUUCACGACUUUACCUAACGAUAAGAAGAAAGACUAUUUCAUGGAACGGCUAAGGGUUAUGAAUAAAAUGUAUAUGGAGUCUUUACCUAAGAAAGCUUUGACCGGUGACGAAUGGCUAGUGAUGCUAUAUAGAUUAGAACAAUUAGAGGGUAAGCUUAAAGAAGCCUUCCAGAAAGUGACUUCGCCUAAAGUCCAAGCUCAAACGAAUGCUAGCGAAGCCGAAAUCUUAGCUGGGAAGGGUUUAAGCAAAAUAAUAGGUAAAGCGAACGUUCGUGUAGUCAAAAGAUCAGACCAGAAACUUAU